AUGUAUGUACACAAUAAAUGGGCCAUCCGGGGUCAGAUCCUCAGCAAGCUGCGCCUGACCAGCCCGCCGCAGACCCUGGGCCAUAGUCAGGUGCCCUAUCAAGUGCUGGCCCUCUAUAACAGCACUAGGGAACUGCUGGAGGAGUUAGGGCGAGACAGACAUCAGAGCUGCGGCCAGGACAACACCGAGACCGAAUACUACGCCAAAGAGAUACACAAAUUCAACAUGAUCCAGGGCUCCCCUGAAAACAAUGACCUUCCCUACUGCCCCAAGGGAAUAACGUCCAAGGUUUUCCGCUUCAACGUCUCCAGCAUGGAGAAGAACGCCACCAACCUGUUCCGGGCAGAGUUCCGUGCGCUGCGUGUGCCGAACUCCAGCGCCAAGAGAAACGAGCAGCGCAUCGAGCUCUACCAGAUUCUUCGUCCCGAUGAACACAUCGCUAAGCAGCGUUACGUCGGUGGCAAGAACGUUCUGACUAAAGGAACGCCGGAGUGGGUUUCCUUUGACGUCACUGAGACCGUACGGGAGUGGCUCAUGUACAGAGAGACCAACCUCGGCCUGGAGGUCAGCGUUCACUGCCCGUGCCACACGUUCAGCCCCAACGGAGACAUCAUUGAGAACGUCAAUGAGGUGUUGGAGGUCAGAUUCAAAGGGAUGGACAGUGAGUACGAGGAGCAGAACCGCUGGGAUUUGGGUCGACUAAAGAAGCAGAAGGAGCAGCUUCUCCCUCAUCUGAUCCUGAUGAUGCUGCCGCCACACCGGCUGGACGUGCUGCCCACCUCUAGACGACGCAAACGUGCGCUGGACACCAACUACUGCUUCUCAAACUACGAGGAGAACUGCUGCGUUCGGCCGCUGUACAUCGACUUCCGGCAGGAUCUGGGCUGGAGGUGGAUCCACGAGCCGAAAGGGUAUCACGCCAACUUCUGCUCCGGGCCGUGCCCAUACCUCCGCAGCGCUGACACCACGCACAGCUCGCUGCUGAGCCUGUACAACACGCUGAACCCCGAGGCGUCUGCUUCCCCUUGCUGCGUUCCUCAAGACCUCGAGCCGCUCACCAUCCUCUACUACGUGGGCCGGACGCCUAAAGUGGAGCAGCUCUCCAACAUGAUCGUCAAAUCCUGCAAGUGCAGCUGAGGGGCCCGAGACCCCGGCACUGAGCCCGACGCGGGGUCCGGCGCUCGAGGGCCAACAGGAAGGGUGCGUGCCAGGAACUGGACUCUAAAUGAAUACCUCCGUACAUCCUUCUCACCCACAUCCAACCCGGGAGCCAGAGGCUUCUCUAAGAACUAGAAAGUUGCGUUCCAAGACGACUACGCUGCCCUACGAUCCCUCGGACUUCUAGUUUGACGUUUGAAGUGACUUCUCCACUUUUAAUGUGUAUUUUUUGGUCAGCUCUUUUAACAGUGAACCUCACGGGCAUUUGUGAACUCUGACCUUCGUAAGAUCCACAGAAGCGGCUUCACUGAGGACGACACCGAUCGACAUACACCGAGAGCGCCGACCCUUGUGUUUUCAUAUAACUCGUUUGAGCACG
Molecule: messenger RNA, 1537 nt
Organism: Sinocyclocheilus rhinocerous
Lineage: Eukaryota; Metazoa; Chordata; Actinopteri; Cypriniformes; Cyprinidae
Gene: tgfb3
Product: transforming growth factor, beta 3
Exons: 7
Coding region: 1-1137 (378 amino acids)
Biological process (GO): transforming growth factor beta receptor signaling pathway; regulation of cell population proliferation
Cellular component (GO): extracellular region
Molecular function (GO): cytokine activity; transforming growth factor beta receptor binding; growth factor activity
Source: RefSeq, a predicted model, not a curated record